Messenger RNA from Aureobasidium vineae, 1665 nucleotides. The record is from the annotation of a GenBank genome assembly. NCBI's taxonomy places the organism in Eukaryota, Fungi, Ascomycota, Dothideomycetes, Dothideales, Saccotheciaceae.
AUGGUUCACCUCGGACAAGUCACAAACGAUUCGGAGAUCCAAAAGGAUGCCUCCGAGGGCAUUGACCUGUCCAAGCUAGGUCCUGAGGGCAGCCAGCCUGACGACUUCGAGACCAGCAUCUAUGGCAGUCGUUUCGCAGCAGAGGACCUCCCCAGACAUGAGAUGCCUGACAAGGAGAUGCCCGCUGCCACUGCCUACAGAAUGAUUAAGGACGACCUCACCCUGGACGGCAACCCUACCCUCAACCUUGCUUCGUUCGUCACCACCUACAUGGAGCCCGAGGUCGAGAAGCUCAUGAUGGAUGCCUUUGCCAAGAACUUCAUCGACUACGAAGAAUACCGUAAGUCAACUAGUCAAGAUGUAUUUGGUUCGUUGUCUAACAACAUCAAAUGUANNGCCGUCACCGCAGACAUCCAGAACCGCUGUGUCAACAUGAUCGCCCGCCUCUUCAACAUCCCCACUCACGACGAUGACACCAAUGCCAUGGGAACCUCGACCGUCGGCUCAUCCGAAGCCAUCAUGCUCGCUACAUUGGCGAUGAAGAAGUCCUGGGUCAACAAGCGCAAGGCAGAGGGCAAGGACUACUCUCGUCCCAACAUCAUCAUGAACUCGGCUGUUCAAGUGUGCUGGGAGAAGGCUGCCCGUUACUUCGAUGUCGAGGAAAAGUACGUCUACUGCACAAAGGACCGCUAUGUUAUCGACCCUAAGGAGGCCGUCGACCUGAUCGACGAGAACACCAUCGGUAUCUGCUCCAUUCUCGGUACCACCUACACUGGCGAGUACGAGGACACCAAGGCCAUCAACGACCUCCUGGUCGAGCGCAACAUCGACAUUCCCAUCCACGGUAAGUUUCCUCAGGCUUCAAAGCAUUGGUUCAUGCUGAUUAUUACCANNGUCGAUGCCGCAUCUGGUGGUUUCGUUGCACCUUUCGUCAACCCCGACCUCGUCUGGGACUUCCGUCUCGAGAAGGUCGUCUCGAUCAACGUUUCUGGCCACAAGUACGGUCUCGUCUACCCUGGUGUUGGCUGGUGCAUCUGGCGUGAUCCCAAGUACUUGCCCACUGAGCUGAUCUUCAACAUCAACUACCUUGGUGCUGACCAGGCUUCCCUUACCCUCAACUUCUCUCGUGGUGCUUCCCAGGUUUUGGGCCAGUACUACCAGCUGAUCCGUCUGGGCAAGCACGGCUACCGUGCCAUCAUGUUCAACCUGACCAGAACUGCAGACUAUCUGGCUGCCUCUGUUCAGAAGAUGGGCUUCCUACUCAUGUCUCAGACUCGUGGAAACGGUCUUCCUCUAGUUGCCUUCCGUCUCAAUCCUGAUGACGGCCACAAGUUCUNNGACGAGUUCGCUAUUGCACACCAGCUCAGACAGCGCGGUUGGGUUGUCCCUGCUUACACCAUGGCUCCUCACUCUGAAGGUCUGAAGAUGAUGCGUGUUGUUGUCCGUGAGGAUUUCUCGCGCAGCAGAUGUGAUGCUUUGAUCGCCGACAUCAAGCUUGCUAUGGAGACUCUGGGCAAAAUGGAUGAGCAGAAGAUCAAGGAGCACAAGGACCAGAUCAAGAACCACGGCACCGCCACUGGCCGUCAUAAGAAGAUGAACCAGCACUUCACCGACGAGAAGCACUCGCUGCAAGGCAAGACUGGCAAGACUCACGCUGUCUGCUAG